Messenger RNA from Camelina sativa (false flax), 1886 nucleotides. The record is from RefSeq and is a predicted model, not a curated record. NCBI's taxonomy places the organism in Eukaryota, Viridiplantae, Streptophyta, Magnoliopsida, Brassicales, Brassicaceae.
AUGUUGGUGGCAAAUAGAAGUAAAGAUGAAGUUGAUUAUACUUCUGAAAUCACUUCUCUUCUCAACCAGUUUCCGGCCAAUACUAAUGUUCUUGUCGUUGACACCAAUUUCACCAAUUUACUCAAUAUAAAAGGAAUCAUGAGACAACAAUACGACUAUCAAGUGACUAUUGAGACGGAUGCGGAGAAAGCUCUUGCGUUUUUGACAAGCUGCAAACAUGACAUUAAUAUUGUGAUUUGGGAUUAUCAUAUGCCAAAAAUUGAUGGACUUCAAGCUCUCAAGAGCAUUGCUUCAAAGAUGGAUCUACCUGUGAUGAUUAUGUCUGAUGAUAAUCAAACAGAAUCGGUGAUGAAAGCAAUAGUACACGGUGCUUGUGAGUAUGUUUUGAAACCGGUUCAAGAAGAUGUAAUAGCCAAUCUAUGGCAACACAUCGUACGCAAGAAGGUGAUGUCUAAACGCAAUAUAAGUCCACCGGUUCAAUCAGAUCUGGCUCAGUCUGAUGGAUCAAGACAACGUAAAGUUGAUUCCAAGAUCGUAGACCAAGAACAAAACAUCGGUAAGAAAGAAGAGAGCGGGGAAAAGAGACCAUUGAUAACGUGGAACAGAGAACUUCAACGAGUUCAAUCAGAUCUGCUUCAGAUCAAUGUUUUUAACCAACACAAUGACUAUCACAAAACCAGAAACCAAGAUAGUUGUGAACAAAACAUCGGUAAGAAAGAAGAGAGAGUGGAAACAAGACCAUGGAUGACAUGGAACAAAGCAAAUCAACCAUUUCAAUUCAAUCCGGUUCAGAUCAACGGUUUAGCCCAACAAAACUACUAUUCCAAAACCAUAAACCAAGAUAAAGGUGAACAAAGCAUUGAAAGGGCAGCCAAGAAACCUUGUAUGAGGGCUGAAGAGAAAGAAUUAGUUCAUACCGACGAUUCUAACAAUGGUGACAGCGUAGAAAUCAUCGAUAAGAGAGUAUGGAAAAAGACACGGAAACAACGGAUGACAUGGACCAAAGAUCUUCACAAGAAAUUUCUUGAAGCCAUCGAAAUGAAUGGUGGUAUUGAAAAAGCUAAUCCAAAGGUGCUUCUCGACUGUUUGCAAGGAAUGAAGAUCCAAGGACUCACUAGAAACAAUGUGGCCAGCCAUCUUCAGGUACACACACAAAAAAAAAAAAUUAAACACCGUAUCUAUCUUGAGGAAAAACAAAUUCCUAAACAGACGCAAAUAAUUGGUUGGUCCACUGAGUAUGUAGCAGCUCCAUCUCUCCAAGGUCCGAACAAUGUCCACACAGGCAUAUCACAGUAUGUUAGGAAUGGUCCAGCCUUGAACCCGAUCCACCAGAAUCAGUAUCAAAAUGGAGCCGUGAACCCGAUCCAACAUAAUCAAUAUCUAAAUGGAGCGGUGAACCCGAUCCAGCAGAACCAAUAUCAAAAUGGAGAGGUGAACCUCAUCCAGCAGAAGCAAUAUCAAAAUGAAAUCGUGAACCCGAUCCAGCAGAGCCAAUAUCAAAUGGGAGUUGUGAACCCCAUCCAGCAAAAGCAAUAUCAAAAUGGAGCCGUGAACCCCAUGAAGCAGAAUCAAUAUCAAAAUGGAGCCUUGAACUCGAUCCAACAGAAUGACCUAAAUAGAGCCGUGAACCCGAUCCAGCAGAAUAAUGAGUAUCAAAAAGGUUACUUGGCAAUGAACAAAAACCUGUUCAUAACCAAUCCUUCUCUGCCUCAUGUGUCCUAUUUUGACAAUCAACCCCGCCAACCUCAACAACAGCAGUCUUCUUCUCAGUUUAAUUACUUGACGAGCAAUGAAGAACUAGGAAAAGCCUCUAACAUCUAUGCACUGGAUCCUCAACUCACUUAUCCAAGUUUAUCAUAUAUGUGAUAUGGCCUUCUCUUUUCAUU